AGAUCACACCAUUCGCCCGUAAAGUCCUCCCGAUCGUGUGCGCGCGUGAUUUUCCCACCAUUCUGCCAAUCAAUUGUGCAGUGCAGGUGUUGCGAUAGCUUUUCCGGGAAGACAUCUCGAGGUGAUUCAGCGCCAAAUAUUCCCCAUCUCAUGGCGCAGUACGCCUCAUUGAGAUCCAUUAGUCCAGUGUCAGGAGAUCAAGUGAUCCCCAUAGUUUGGAAAAUUCUCUGGCACUUUAUUUGUUAAUUACUACUCUCACAGUGCUCGUGUGUCGCAGUUUUGUGCGCGCGAAAGUGAAUAAAUACGCAGAUCGUGUGCUGAACUCAAGCCCGUUUAGGUGGCCGGCAUCCACCACGCUUGUGGAAGAAAGUACAUAAAAAAAUAAUCUCAACUCAAUGGGAAGAAAAUUAAAGGCUAAUUGAGCUAAAAUAAAAUGAGCGAUUUUGUGUAAAUGGACAAAAAAGUGGCUGUAAUAUCUCUUACUUAGUUGGAGGCCCUCACUGUGAUCUCGUGCGCUCGUGUUUUGCCUCGCUUAAUCGCCAUCUCCGCAUAUGGAUUAAAUUUUAAUACCACAUACAGAUUGAGAGCAAAUUGCGAUUCACUUGUUCUCUCCACAAGAGGUCAAUUUGCUCCUAAUACAGCAUUUUUUGCUGCCCCCAAAAAAAUCUACAUAAUAAAUUAAUAAUGUGCUGUGUGCCAUGAAAAGUGCCAAAAAGAAAAUUCUAUAAUUAUAAUUCACUUCGAAAUAAAAAAAAACGUCGCAUUGGGAAGAAUUGUAUGUGUGUGCUCUUCCCACGACGACGACAUGUGAAGUGAUUGGGGCUCUGGCCAGAAGUUGUGCGAAUCCGUUAAGUUUUAGAAAAAGAAGCGACUGACCGGAAGAUUGCGGUGCGAGAUUCCACAAGAUCGCACGAAGAAUGAAUAAAUUGCGAGAUUUUCGCGCCAAAUCGCCUCAAUUGGGCGGGAAUUUUCUCAACACCAUCUCACGAAGUUGCUCCAAUGUUAGUCACAAAUUCCUGAGGCGCAGUCCCGGCCGUCGUGCUGGGAAUCAUCAACGUGCCAUAUCAUCUGGGAGUUAUGAUCUCACGGGGCCCGGUGUAGAGCCUCGCUUAGAGAUUGGGCAUCCCAUUCUGAUCAACAAGACUGCCAUCGAUGUGGACAGCAUUGAUUUGCGCACAGCAACAACCACCGAAGUGGAUUCUGUGAUUCACGAAACUGAGACAGAAUCUUCGGAUUCUGAAGUAUCGCACGUACCUCAUCUCCAGGACAUUACGUUCUCAUUCUUGCCACAGCAUGAGGGAUUUAUUGAGCAGUCAACUGACUACGAAAUUCCCCCAAAUCCAAAGAGGGUCUCUCCCAUUGAGACGACACUCAAUGCGAAUACAAAAACCAAAUCAAAAUCUUCAGCAAAUCUCCACAAAUCCGAACUCACUGUCUACCUCCGGAGGUGCUCUUCAGUUCGCCUCAUUAAGCAUCAAGUGGCUACAAUUGAUAUCCCCCUGGAGAAUAAAAAGAAUCACGUUUUUGGAAGGAAAUCACUACCACCGGAAUUUCCACCACCACCACCACCGCCAAUUUUCUCUGCUACUGAGAAGCAACAAAAGGAAAUCCCAGAAAAUACUUACGAGACUGCUGGAAGUCUUCGUCGUAGGGCGAGCUACUCGAAAGCAGUGAAAGAUACGGAAAGUGGAGAGGAGACCUCAAGUACCAACCCUCAAGAACCUGCAGAUGAAAUCCAAGAGAUGAUGGAGAGUAUGAAGAAGGAAACAGAUCUACAUCCUGGCAAGAGUCUCACACACAUUUUCUCUGAUAGUCGUGUGAAUCUUCUGCGGGGGAAGAAUCUCAAGAUGCCCCAGUUCAAUCGGACAAAAGCCAAAAAUGCCUGGAGUGGCUUCCGGCAUUGGCUGGGAGAGGAAGUAGCCAGGGUACGUCCCCAUGGGGAGGAAAACAUCCCAACAAAAGACGAUGAGGGUGCCAUGGGGAAUCAUGGGGAGGAGAUUGUGAUGGAGAACCCAUCAACUGGCCCAGACAGCAGUCAUGAGGGUCAAAGUGGAUUUGAAGAACUUCGACGUUACGUGAAGCAAGGCGAUGAUUUUAGCAAGGAAAUGCUGGCCAUUCUCCAGGAAAGGGCCGAGGCGGAACUCACGUAUGCAAAAUCUCUGUCGAAGAUGGCCAUCAAGCUGAACAAGGCGUGUCGUGAAGUUCCAGCAAAUACGGCAAAUUCCUGGCGGAACGUGGCAGCUGAAAUGGAGGCCCGUGGAGAGAUUCACAGGCAGUUUUCCAGCUCCAUGGCCGAAGAGAUCGUAAAGCCACUCAAGGUGAUCAUGGAGAAUCAGUACAAGGCACGAAAAGCCGUUGAGGGUACAGUGGACAAAUCUGCGAGGAUCCUCUCGGAUUGGCGGUCAAGUGAGGCCAAAGCAAAGUCCAAGUGUGCCAGUGCGGCCAAGAAGAAUGAGAAACUCCAGGACACAGGUCUAGAUGUUAGAAUACAGCGAAGUCCCUCACUGGGGAUCUUGCACCAUGGGAAUGGUCUUCCACUGCCAACGCGCAAUCCUGAAAAAGAGGAGCGUCUCACAGAGAAGGAGAAAGCCAAAUUGGAGACAAAACGCCGAAAGGCUGAGGAAGCAGUGAAAAGGGCCGACGUGGAGUACUACACAUCCUGCGUAAGGGCUGAACGAGCUCGUGUGGAGUAUGAGAAAGCCAUAGGAAGGGGUUCAACGGUUCUUCAGACACUAGAUAAUCAGCGACAAAUCCACAUGCGCACCUACAUCGAGAACUUCCUAAAACUCAUCCCCUACGCUGCGGAAUUCAGCUUGGAAUCCGAUCUCGGGGGCUCAGAUGAGACGCCCGUUGUGAUGGAUAUCAAGAAUGAUGCACUCAUUAAGCAUUUCAUCCGGCCCAGUUUGGGACGUAGCAAGAGUGUCGUGGAGUACGGAAGUCGCUCAGAGACACUCCCAAGUUCGGGAAUUUCAAUCAAUGGUCAGGCGAAUGGGUCUAUUGGUGGCAGGGAGAGUCCAAUCUGGGAUCGAGGAAUUGCAGAUGGUGGCUCAAAUCAGCAUGAUUCGGAUUUCGAUGAGUUCUCAUCGCACGACGAGGAGGAGGACUGCACCAGGAAGAGCGAUAAAUGCCCGCCAACACCUCAGGUCACAGAGAGCAAAGCCAUCGGACGGUGCAAGGCGAUUUACAACUACACGCCGAAGCUCUACGAUGAGCUAGAACUGAAUCCAGGUGAUAUUAUUGAAAUACACGUAAAACAGGAGGAUGGAUGGUGGCUUGGAGCACUACGAGAUCGCGUUGGAAUCUUCCCGGCCACGUACGUGGAAGAAAUUCCUUGAAAUUCCCUCCACUUUGGCACCUCAACGUGAAGAAUUCCUCUUCCCGCGAAAGAAAUAUUUUUAUUUAAAAAAUGUCUUUUUUAUUUUGUUCUGAGACAGAUUUAACAAGAAAGAAAAAGAUGUUAUUUAUAUUUACAAUUCUAAAUACAAAUUCUACGGACACUA
Messenger RNA from Lutzomyia longipalpis, 3500 nucleotides. RefSeq lists its product as uncharacterized. Gene Ontology annotation, cellular component: cytoplasm; plasma membrane. NCBI's taxonomy places the organism in Eukaryota, Metazoa, Arthropoda, Insecta, Diptera, Psychodidae. The record is from RefSeq and is a predicted model, not a curated record. The coding region runs from base 918 to 3335 and encodes 805 amino acids. The transcript is spliced from 6 exons. Gene Ontology annotation, molecular function: protein binding.